This is a messenger RNA of Mercurialis annua (annual mercury), 978 nucleotides long. Its product is annotated as root meristem growth factor 10. The transcript has 2 exons. The record is from RefSeq and is a predicted model, not a curated record. NCBI's taxonomy places the organism in Eukaryota, Viridiplantae, Streptophyta, Magnoliopsida, Malpighiales, Euphorbiaceae. The coding region runs from base 316 to 699 and encodes 127 amino acids.
CGUGUAGGCUAAAUCCUGCAAUUCUCUUUCUAUCUAUUAGGGCUCAAUAUCUUUGGGACCCAUUUGAUUGAAAGAAGAAGAGACAAAAGAAACCACCCAUAUCUUUCAUAACUUCAUCAAUUUUAACCCAUAAAUUUGCAUGUUCUUCAAAUACAGUCGGUAAUCUCCUGCAAUUAAUGCUGUUACUACAAAUAUCACCAUUUUCACUACUUUAGCUAUCUGCGGUACUAUUUCUACUACAUUCUCAACAUAACAACCUCACUGAGUACUUUUGUUCGCAACAAAAAAACCUUAACCCCUGUCUAAAUUAAUAAAAUGCCAAUCACUUAUUGUCUUCUUCUGUUUCUAUUGUGCAUUCUUUUGCAUGCAUGUAAUGCAAGAACUUUUCCCGCUUCAGAUAAUAACGACCUCGACAAGAAACUUCACAUUUCCAUCAAGAACGGUGAUCAGAACAAGGUUUCAGUUGCAGAAAACCUAACGGAAAAUUCCCAAUCAAAUGAAGUAGGAGCGGCCGAUGAGACUGACAGUGACAGCAUUCAAGAAUCGAAUGAACCGAAGGAAUCAUCAGAUGCUGUUCUAAAAGAAUCUGCAGUGGUUUCAGUUUCAUGGCGUGUACCUCAUAACAAACGAGGAGAGCAGCAUCCGGGUUUCAACUUGGAUUACUCACCGCCGAAGACACACCCACCGUCACACAACUGAUCAAAUUAACGUUUCAAUUUUGCCAUUUUCUUGUAGCACUAAUUCUCUUCCUCACAGGCUAAUCUAAUGAAGAACUUAAUAGGGUAUACUACAAACCCUAGGGUUCUAAAUCUCAGCCUUGGUGGAAUAACUACAGAAAUUCACAUAGCUAAGAUUACAGGUCUCGGACUGGUUUAAGGUAUUAGAAAAUACUAUACCAAGCCUCUACUCAUUGUACAUGCAGAAUGUUAAAUUGCUUCGUUAAUUAAGUAUCAAAUUAAUUUCAGUAUGGCUCGUCAA